Messenger RNA from Amphibalanus amphitrite, 2082 nucleotides. It is a transcript of the gene beta-PheRS, whose product is annotated as phenylalanine--tRNA ligase beta subunit-like. Gene Ontology annotation, biological process: phenylalanyl-tRNA aminoacylation. Lineage: Eukaryota; Metazoa; Arthropoda; Thecostraca; Balanomorpha; Balanidae. Gene Ontology annotation, molecular function: RNA binding; ATP binding; phenylalanine-tRNA ligase activity. The record is from RefSeq and is a predicted model, not a curated record. The transcript has 14 exons. Gene Ontology annotation, cellular component: cytoplasm; phenylalanine-tRNA ligase complex. The coding region runs from base 276 to 2039 and encodes 587 amino acids.
GCCAAAAAUGGCGCGCUAGCGACAAAUAUGAAGAGCGAAAAAUCCCUUGGAACCAUAAGGCUGAAAAUACGUAUGUGCCGGUCAGAUAAUAGCCUUUAUUAGCUCCACUUUUGACGGGUGUGGUGCAAAUUGCAACUCCCCACAGGCCACAGCUGUGUUGUAUUUUUUUGUUGUGUUGCCGAAUUGUUAAGGGCUCCGGGUGUUAAGUUUGUUGAUGUCUGUAGGAUUAUAGAAAACAUAUUUAAGCUAAUUAUUUCUUGUGCUUUCCUUCCAAGAUGCCUACUGUUGGUGUAAAUCGUGAUCUUUUGUUUGAAGCUCUGGGGAGAAAAUACACUGAAGAGGAAUUCAAUGACCUGUGUUUUGAAUUCGGUCUGGAGCUGGAUGAAGUGACCACGGAGAAGCAGAUGAUAUCCAAAGAGCAGGGCGGCGACAAGUCAUCGGGCGCCUCUGAGGACGUCAUCUUUAAGGUGGACAUCCCAGCCAAUCGCUAUGAUCUGCUCUGUCUGGAGGGACUCGCGCGCGGUCUGCUCGUCUUUCAGGGAAAGCUGGCCAUCCCUCGCUAUAGAAGCGUCAAACCACGGAGUGGCGCCCUUCAGCGGCUCAUCAUCAAACCAAAUACUGAGCAGAUCCGGCCGCACGCGGUGGCCGCCGUCCUGAAGGACAUCACCUUCACCCAGGCCUCCUACGACAGCUUCAUCGACCUGCAGGACAAGCUGCACCAGAACCUCUGCAGGAAGCGCAGUCUGGUAGCGAUCGGCACGCACGACCUGGACACCAUCCGCGGCCCGUUCACUUACGACGCGCUGCCGCCCAGCCAGAUAAAGUUCCAGCCGCUGGCGCAGACGCGCGCCUUCACCGCGCCGGAGCUCAUGGAACUCUACUCGGGUGACAGCCACCUGAAGCAGUAUCUGCCCAUCAUCCGCGACAGCCCCGUGUACCCCGUGAUCACGGACGCUGACGGGGUGGUGCUCAGCAUGCCUCCCAUCAUCAAUGGACACCACUCGCGCAUCACACUGGCCACCAGGAACGUGUUCAUCGAGUGCACGGCCACCGACCUCACCAAGGCGAAGAUAGUGCUGGACACGCUGGUGUGCAUGUUCAGCCAGUACUGUAAGGAGGCGUACACGGUCGAGUCAGCAGAGGUCGAGUACCCCAGCGGCGAGAAGCACGUGUAUCCCACGCUGGCCUACAGGAAAGAGGCCAUCGACGUAGACCUCGUCAACAGGAACGUGGGAAUCAAUCAGUCGGCGGACCAGCUGGCCACCCUGCUCACCAAGAUGUGCCUGUCGUCGGAGGCGUCCAGCGGCCGGCUGACGGUCGAGGUGCCGCCCACGCGACACGACAUACUGCACGCCUGCGAUGUGGUCGAGGACGUGGCUAUCGCUUACGGCUACAACAACAUUCAGAAACAGAUUCCGCCCAUAGGCGUCAUCGCCGUACAGAACCCGCUGAACAAGCUGUCGGAUCAAGUGCGCCACCAAGUGGCCGAGGCGGGAUUCACCGAGGCGCUCACAUUCUCGCUGUGCUCGCAGGCGGACAUCGGCUCCAAGAUGCGUCAGGACAUCUCACAGCUGCCCGUCGUUCACAUAUCCAACCCAAAGACGCUGGAGUUCCAGGUGGCUCGUACCUCGCUGGUGCCCGGCCUGCUGAAAACGGUGGCGGCCAACCGUAAGAUGCCGCUGCCUCUGCGACUGUUCGAGGUGUCGGAUGUCGUGCUCAAGGACCGGCUGGCCGACACGGGCGCCCGCAACGAGCGGCGUCUGGCCGCCGUCAGCUAUAGCAAGACGUCCGGCUUCGAGGUGAUCCACGGCCUGCUGGACCGGCUAAUGCAGCUGCUGGAGGUGCCUUCCGACCCGGCCAGCGGCUACUGCCUCCGACCAGCCGACGACCCGUCUUACUUCCCGGGCCGGUGCGCGGACGUGCUGGCCUACGGCGAGCCGAUCGGCCGACUAGGAGUACUACACCCGGACGUGAUCACGAAGUUCGAGCUGAACCUACCGUGCUCGGCUCUGGAGGUGAACCUAGAACCGUUCCUGUGAUGCGCGUCACGGGGCCGGCACCAAUACACCGCUGGCUGACGUA